AUGAGUGAAGAGAAUUUAUCACUUAGUGAUCUUUUAGAACAAAUACUAUGUUCUAAAGGGUCUAUGAAAGUUAUUAGAAAGAUGUAUGAAACAACACAAAGUGAAGGAACAAGUAUUUCAUUUAUAAGAGAUUUACUUUGUUUUUUUGAAGGAAAAAAUAAAACACUAAUGUUUAUGAAUAGAUUAUUUGAACAAUGGAUAAAUGGAAAUGACAAUUUAUUAUUUGUUAUUAGAAAAAAUUUUUGGUCAUAUAACUGUUUUACUGUUUAUUUAACUUGUUCAAAUUUAGUUGAAUAUCUUCAAACCAUAUUUACACCGUUCUUUGAGAGUUUACAAAGAAAAGAAGAAGAACCAAUAAAAUCUUUAUUAGUAGAAAAUAAAGAAUUAAAACAAAAAGAAAUGAGUCAAUUAAAAUUUAAAAGUAUUGAAUCAAAUGAAGUAAAAAAUUUAUUUAUUAAACCUGACUUAUCACAAAUACCUAUUUCUCAAUUAAACACUUUAAUACAAUUUAUUAUCGAUAAAUUAGAAAUGAUAGUUAAUUCAUUUAUACAAUCAGUUGAUCGUUUUCCACCUCAAAUUGGAUUUCUUUUCUAUACAUUAAGACUUAAAAUAAUUAAUGGAUAUCCAAGUUCUAUGAAUUCAUUUUUACUUUAUCUUAUUCAAGAAUCAGUAAUUACACCAUUUUUAUCUUCACCAUUAUUUUUUGGUAUGCUUGAACAAGUAACUUCAAAACAAUUAUUUAUUAUAAAUAUUUGUAUUUAUUUAUUAAGAAAUAUUUCAUUAAAUACACAAAUAUCAUCAGGCUAUUUUUCAUUAUUUAAUGAUUUUAUUACUUUUCAACAUAUUAAAAUAACUACUCUUUUUUUAAAUGUUAUCUGUACAAAAUAUCAAAAUGAAAGUCAUUACAUUAUUCCUGAAGAACAGUUUCAAAAGGUUUGUUAUUCUCUUUCAAAAAUAUUUAUUUCUCAUGGAAAUGUAUUAGAACAAACAUUUAUUCAAAAAUUACCAUCAAUUGGAUUAUCAGAAAUAUUAAAACGGUUAAAAGAUUCAUGUAAAGCAAGAAAAAAAAUAUAUAAAGAUAAGUUUAGACCAAUUAUUCCAAAAGCACCAUUUCAAUAUUUUGGAAAGAAGUAUGAAAGUUUAGAAUUAAUGUAUAAUAAUAAAUUUAUUGGAUUAUCUUCAAGAACAUUAUCAGCUAAUUUAAGGUCAAAAAAAAUAAGUCAUACAAUUAAAAUAUUAAGUCAAAAUGAAAAUUAUAUCAAUUACAUUGAUCCUAAAACUGGACUCACUCCUUUAAUGGUUGCUUGUAAAAAUCCUUCCAUUGAAUUAUUUAAAACAUUAUUAACUAAAUCACCAGAUGUGUUUAUUAGAGAUUUUAGAGGAUGGAGUGUUGUUCAUCAUGCAAUUUAUGAAGAUAAAGUAGAAUUUCUUUCAUUAUUAAUUAAUUAUCCAUUUUAUAAUUUAUUUGAUUGGAAUGAUGAUAUGAACACACCAUUACAUUAUAUUGUACAAAAACCCUUAACUAGUGAAGUAGAAAAAUGUAUUAUUCAAUGUUUAAAGAAUGGAGCAAAUAUUAAUUCAUUAAAUCUUUCAAAAGAAACACCAUUAUAUCGUGCAGUUAAAAAAAAUAAUAUAAAUAUGGUUAAAUACUUAUUACCAUUAGGAGCAGAUCCAUUUAUAAAAUGUGUAACAGGAAGUGUAUAUGACUUUGUAUUAGAAGAUCCACCAGAGUCAGAAUUAAGAAAAAUAAUAUUUGAUUUUGUAAAAAAAGGUAAAAUAUUUAAUUACGAAUACAUUAAAAUUAAUAAAGAACAAUAUAAUAUUCAUUUUUCAAUUCAAGAAUAUACAGACAUUAAUUCUAUUAUUAAUUCUAUCCAAGAACAAAAUUCAUUAUUAUUUGAAAAUUUAUUAGAUAGAAGUAAUUUUGAAAAUGAUAUUUUAAUAACAAAUGGAAAUACAUUAUUACAUGAAAUAUCUCGUAACGGUAAUUCAGAAAUUAUGGAAAUUUAUUGUAGAAAAAAAUUACUACUAAAUAACGUAACUACUCCAAUCCAUAUUGUUAAAUUAAAUAGUGCUGGUGAAACUCCAUUAAUGGUAGCACUAGAGUCAAAUAGAGCUGAUUGUGCAUUAAUGUUAUUAAGUUUAAAUAUUGAUAAUUUAUCUGAAACAAUUCAUCCAAAAACAAGAAGAAAUGCAUUACAUUAUCUAAGUAUAUCAGAUAUUUCAGUUGAAUUAAAAAAAGUAUUAUUUUUAAGUUUAUUUAUUAGAAUUACAAAUAUUAAUCAACAAGAUAAAGAUGGAAAUACAUGUUUACAUUUAUUAUUAAAGAAAAAAGAGGAUGUUUCUUUAACAGAAUUACUUCUUAAUAAUGGUGCUGAUAUGUUUAUUGAAAAUAAAAAAAAACAACAAUGUAUUCAUAUUUCCAUUGAAAAUAAAGAUGUUUUAAAUUUUAAUUUUUUAUUUGAACAUGAAUAUGAUUGGUGUGAUGAUGAUUUUGAAUUUAUUCAUACUUUGUAUUCACAAGAUUCUUUAUUAUUAAUUCCUCAUGUUAUAAAUUAUCUCAAUUCUAUUACUUCUUCAAGUCCUGUUCAUCGUUGGGAAAUUGUUUUAAAAAUAAAAAGAUUAUUAGACGCUUCUCAUCUUUUUUCUGAUUCUAUUCUUGUUAAUCCUAGUUCUUAUAUUCAUUCUUUUAUUCAAUGGCUGGCUAUUAAAUAUGAAUCUGAAACACUUAAAAAUCAAUUAAAAGAAUGUUUAAUGGAUGAUGAAAAAGUAGAAGAAAAUUUACAAGAAGAUCACAUUAGAAAUCACAUUAAUCAAGGUUUAGCAUUAGGAAUUCAUGACUGCAAAAUACUUAAAAUUUCUCUUGAAAUGCUUCAAGAAAACCUUUCAAGAUGUUUAGAAAUUCAAAAUUCUCUUGUUAAAGAUGAUUUUCGGUAUGAUAAAACAGUUUUAACUGAGCUAGUAAAAAAGUUAUAUUUUGCAACACAACAAGCAAAUGCACAAUAUUAUUCUAAUUAG
This is a messenger RNA of Entamoeba dispar SAW760, 3018 nucleotides long. RefSeq names its product ankyrin repeat-containing protein, putative. The coding region runs from base 1 to 3018 and encodes 1005 amino acids. Gene Ontology annotation, molecular function: protein binding. Gene Ontology annotation, biological process: regulation of GTPase activity. The record is from RefSeq and is a predicted model, not a curated record. Lineage: Eukaryota; Evosea; Mastigamoebida; Endamoebidae. The transcript has a single exon.